Molecule: messenger RNA, 1329 nt
Organism: Manihot esculenta (cassava)
Lineage: Eukaryota; Viridiplantae; Streptophyta; Magnoliopsida; Malpighiales; Euphorbiaceae
Product: aspartyl protease UND
Exons: 1
Coding region: 1-1329 (442 amino acids)
Cellular component (GO): extracellular region
Source: RefSeq, a predicted model, not a curated record
AUGGCAAUCCAACACUCAAGAAUUGUGCUUCUCUUCUUCCUCUAUGCAACUUUCACCAUUUUCUGCUACGUCUCCGUUAUUUCAGAAGUCAAAACCAAACCUACAAAAUUGAUCACCAAACUAAUCCACCGCAAUUCUAUUCACUCCCCAUUUCAUAACCCCCACCACGGCAUAGAAGAUAAGGCCAAAUUCAUUUUUGAAAGUUCACUUGCUCGCUUCGCUAAUCAUAAUUACAAAACUUAUUUGAUUCCUGGAACUCAUAUGUGGUUCAUAUUUCUAGUACGUUUUUACAUAGGCAACCCAACAAUCCCGCAGCUAGCCAUCAUGGACACAGCGAGUAGCCUACUAUGGGUACAAUGCUCUGCUCGACGCAGUCCAAUUCCAUUGUUAGAUCCUAUAAAAUCAUCGACAUAUGCCAACAUUGUCUGCAAAUCAAAAUUUUGCAGGCAUUUUCCUGAUAAUAGUUGUAUCAAGAAGCAUUGCACUUAUAACAUAUCGUAUGUCAAUGCUCCUACAUCACUAGGAAAUGCAGCUACUGAGCAACUCCUCUUUGAAUCAGACGGAAAUAUAGUUGUUGUUUCUCAAGUAAUAUUUGGCUGCAGCACUGUUGAGAAGACAUAUAUUGAUAAUGGUAUUAAUGGUGUUGUUGGCCUCGGACCAGAAAAUAUUUCUAUGGCCAGGCAACUAGCAAACAAAUUCUCCUACUGUAUUGGUGACUUUUAUGAUCCCAACUACAACUAUAACCGCUUAAUCUUAGGAGAUGAGGCGCGUUUAGAGGGCGAUGCAACAUCUCUAGAAAUGAGUGAAGUACAUUACUAUUUAAACCUACGAGGAAUAAGCAUAGGAGAUAACAAGCUUGAUAUUGAUAAGAAUGUGUUCAAAAGAAACUUAACAGAUCAAAGCAAGCUAACUGGAGUAAUCAUAGACUCGGGAAGUAUUGCUACUUGGCUGAUUAACGAAGCUUAUUACAAGUUUAGGAAUGAAGUGAAGAGGAUAUUGAGUGAUUCUAUCUUAGAAGACAUGGAUGAAUGUAGAUGGUGUUUGUGCUACAAAGGUGAAAUGAGUGAAGACCUAAAAGGCUUUCCAGAAGUGGUGUACCACUUUAGUGAAGAAGCUGAUCUAGAAGUAGGGUUUGAUGGCAUAUUUUAUGAAGCUACAACAUCUACAUUCUGCAUGGCUGUUUAUCCAAGUUCUCAUCUUCCUGAUAAGCAUUUCUGGGAUAUCACCGUUAUAGGCAUCAUGGCUCAACAAAACCAUAACAUAGCUUAUGAUUUGCAAGAGAAGAAAUUAUACUUUGAGAGUAUUGAUUGUGAAGUUUAUGAAGGUUAG